CAAUCUGUCUUAUCACCCCAUUUAACUUUUAAGCGGGAAAUUUCCCCCCUAAGGGAUUACAACUGUUGGACACUUAUGUCUUCUUUAUUAAGGGAUGGGAUUGGCUUUUUCAUACAAUAAACAACUACAAAUAUAAAAGUCAAAUAUCAUUGACAUUAUAACCAUGAUGAACCAGAGGCAACUCGACUCAGUUCGACCCACAAAGGUUUCUCCGGCUGUAUCAACGUCGGCGGAAUUUCACAUUCCGGCACCAUUGCUUGCAAAAAUUGUUAGCUACGUAGCUAGAGAUGGCGUCGAUGCUUUGAAGAACUGGGUGAAAGCGGGUCCGGAAGGAAAAGCGGCUGUAUACUCGAAGGAAACUCUUAGUUGUGUCAGGCUUGACAGAUCUAAGUAUUUCAUGUGGUGGUCGAUGCCCCACUCCAUUUACUAUCCAUUCUUCAAAAAAUGUCUUGAAGAAGAUAAUCCAUUUGCUGUGACUGCUAUCCUGCAUAAAAGUUUAGCAUAUGGAAAUCUGGUGGAAGAAUGUUAUAGGCCAGGGUUAUGGGCGGAGCCUUUUGGUGAGGACGGCGGAUGGGUAAGGAUUGACGGACCGUACUGGAUCAACCCUCGCUGGAUACAGGGGAUUGGAAGACCUAGGUGCACCCACUGCAAAAGAGCAUCGCACAAUGGCAACAGUUGCCCUACUAUGUAGAGAGAUAAUGAUUGAAUCGUAGUAUUUAAAUAUGGAUAGGCUAUCUUGUUUUGAAUGUAAGAAUUUGGUAAUAGAUAUUAGCCUUUUGGGGUAUAAUUGAUGACCAUGUUUGGCUGUCCAAAAUUUAAUAAUUGAUUGAGAUGAAAAUGGUGAUAGAUUAUUAUUUUGGUUCAAUGCUAUGUUUAUCUACAUUUAUCUAAAUAUCCAAUAUAAAAGUACGUUCUGGUUGGUUAAGAUUGG
Messenger RNA from Arabidopsis lyrata subsp. lyrata, 931 nucleotides. RefSeq lists its product as uncharacterized. Bases 164 to 691 code for a protein of 175 amino acids. The record is from RefSeq and is a predicted model, not a curated record. Lineage: Eukaryota; Viridiplantae; Streptophyta; Magnoliopsida; Brassicales; Brassicaceae. The transcript is spliced from 2 exons.